AUGAUAGUCGGAGUCGCCUUUUGUCUGGUCUUGUCUGUUCAGGCAAAAAAAGACAUGCAGUUCUACUGCGAAGUCUGCACAGCGUUAGUAGAAGAGUCUCACUGGAAAGUUUCAAAUGUGGAUCCAAAGAAAACGAUCGACACUGGAUCUGGCCGCGUUGAUCCCAAUGGACAGAUGAAAGAGAAAAAGAAGCAAUGGCGACUUUCUGAGACUCAUCUCACAGAGGUUUUUGAGACCGUCUGUCGAAACAUUGCCGACGACUAUGUAAUUGAAAACGGUGAUAACGGAGAAAAGUACGUCAAGCGAAUGAUGACAUUUGACGGAGCCAUGAAUACUGACAUCGAUUUUCAAAAGCUGGUUGCUGACAAGGAGGAGACGCCGGAUAAAUCGCCAUCGCAUGACCCACUCAAGAUCAGAUGGACUUGCGAAAACAUUCUCGAAGAGGUCGAAGAAGAUCUCAUUGAAGCUUUCCAAACGUUCGCAAUUCCAGAAGAUGAAAUGGAAGACGACGAAAUGACCGAGUUUGUUUGUGGUGAAGUUUACGGCUGCGACGCUGUACAUGAUGAGCUUUGA
Messenger RNA from Oikopleura dioica, 573 nucleotides. The record is from the annotation of a GenBank genome assembly. NCBI's taxonomy places the organism in Eukaryota, Metazoa, Chordata, Appendicularia, Copelata, Oikopleuridae.